Molecule: messenger RNA, 678 nt
Organism: Dictyostelium discoideum AX4
Lineage: Eukaryota; Evosea; Eumycetozoa; Dictyosteliales; Dictyosteliaceae
Exons: 1
Coding region: 1-678 (225 amino acids)
Source: RefSeq, a predicted model, not a curated record
AUGAUUAAAAUUUAUAGUAUUUUAUUUAAAAUCAUUGAAAUAAAUGAAGAAUUAAAUGAAGAAUUAAAAGAAAAUUUUAAAUUUAAUGAUAAAUUUUUUUUUUUAAUUUGGAAAAAUAAUUAUUUAAAAUUUAAAAUUUUAAAUUAUUUAAAAAUUUAUCAAGAAUCUUUUAAAAAAGUAUUUUAUAAUUGUCAAGAUUUUAUUAAAUUUGAAAAAAAAGAAUUUAUUAAACAUUUAAUAAUAUGUUUUAAUGAUCCAUUAAAAUUAUAUUUUAAUAAAAUACCAAAUUCAAUUACAACUUUAGAACUUGUUGGAAAAUUUAAUCAACAAAUUAGAGAGAAUCAAAUACCAUCAUCAAUUAGUACACUAAAAUUUGGAAAUAAUUUUAAUCAAUCUAUUAGAAAAAAUAAUAUAAUUCCAUCAUCAGUUACAAAUUUAAUAUUUGAUUCAUUUAAUAGACCAUUAUCAAUAGAAUCAUUUCCAUCAUCAAUUCAUACUUUAGAAUUUAAUUGUUUUAAUCAAGUGAUUAAUUUUGGUGAAAUUCCAUCUUGUGUUAAAAAUAUAAAAUUUGGGUAUCCCUUUAAUAACUCAUUAAAAAAUUCAAUAGAAUCAUUAACAAUAAUGCAAUGCUAUGAUAGGAAAAUGAGAAAUAACGAAGAAAUAAUUAUUGAUUUAUAA